CUCUCUCUCUCUCUGCGCGCGCGGGGCUUCUCGGCCUCGGCUUCCUGUUCGCGACAUGAACGAUCCCCUGCUCGACGGGGAGAGCAGCGGCGCGGCGCGGAGUAGGAGGGACCGCUUCGCCCGCCGCUCCGACGCCCUCGCUUACGGCUCUCCUUACCAGAAGGCGGCCGCUCUGGUCGAUCUGGCUGAAGAUGGUGUUGGUCUUCCAGUUCAAAUUCUGGAGCAUUCGGAUUUUGAAAGUGCUGCCAAAUUAUACUUCCUCUUCACAAAACUUGACAUCAUCUGGUCCCUCAAUUAUUUUGCCUUAAUAGUACUGAACUUCUUUGAGAAACCUCUGUGGUGCGCCAGAUACUCUGCAGAUGCUUGCAGUGAGAGGGAAUACUUUUUUCUGGGACAGUUACCAUACUUAACGGGUGUAGAAUCUCUGGUAUAUGAGAGCGUAACUCUUGUUAUACUCAUGAUACAUACAUUCUUUCCUGUUUCAUAUGAAGGGUUUCGCAUCUAUGCAAGGAGUCCUCUUAACCAAAUAAAGGUUGUUUGCCUACUGCUUUUGGUCGCUGAUUUACUAGCAUAUGCCCUGUACUUAUCCCCUGUGGUGGCCAUUGAUUAUCUUCCUUUUAGAGCAGCACCUUAUGUUAGAGUUGUCUUUUUCAUCAUGAACAUACGGGAACUGCGAGCGAGCGUCUUCAUUCUGGCAGGCAUGCUUGGGACCUACUUAAAUGUCUUGGCUCUGUUGCUUCUGUUUCUUUUGAUUGCCAGUUGGGUAGCAUAUGUCAUGUUUGAAGAUACCACAGAGGGAAAGACUGAAUUUACCUCAUAUGGUGCCACCUUAUACAAGAUGUUUGUUUUAUACACCACAUCCAAUAAUCCAGAUGUAUGGAUAUCAGCAUAUAAAGUUUCACGUUGGUACUCCCUUUUCUUUGUCCUCUAUAUCCUGCUGGGGGUUUACUUUGUCACGAAUCUGGUCCUUGCUGUUGUGUAUGACAGCUUCAAGAGUCAGCUCGCAAAACAAGUUUCUGAGAUGGACCGAAUGAGGGAAAUCAUGUUAGGAAAAGCCUUUAAGCUCAUAGAUAAGAAUAACGUUGGGCAUAUCAAUAAAGAGCAGUGUGUACACCUGUUUGAGGAACUGAAUGACUACAGGACACUGCCAAAGAUAUCGAGGGAAGAAUUUGAGUUUAUAUUUGAUGAGCUGGAUGAUAGUCAUGACUUCAAGAUCAACACGGAUGAAUUUGACGAUCUUUGCAAUGCAAUUGCCCUUAGAUUCCAGAAGGAGGAUGCUCCUUCUCUGUUCGAGAAAUUUCCAUCAAUCUACAAGUCUCCAUUUUCUGAGAAGUUGAAGGGUUUUGUGAAAAGUUCAAAAUUUGGAUAUAUCAUAUCGUUUUUUCUCGUUCUGAAUCUGGUUGCGGUGAUUGUUGAGACAACGCUGGAUAUUGAAAACAACUCUGGCCAAAAAGUGUGGCAAGAGGUAGAGUUUGUCUUUGGUUGGAUCUAUGUGCUUGAGAUGGCUUUGAAAGUUUAUUCAUUCGGGUUCGAAAACUAUUGGAGGGAUGGUCAAAACCGCUUUGAUUUUCUGAUCACCUGGGUGAUAGUCAUUGGAGAAACUAUCACCUUUGUGGCUCCUAAUGGACUUGACUUUCUUUCAAAUGGAGAAUGGAUUCGGUACCUUCUUCUUGCUAGAUUGAUGAGAUUGAUAAGGCUGCUAAUGCAUGUUAAACGCUACCGAGCUUUUGUUGCUACAUUCUUUACUCUCAUACCAAGUUUGAUGCCAUACCUUGGAAUCAUCUUUUGUGUACUGUGCAUUUAUUGCUCUCUUGGAGAACAGAUCUUCGGUGGGAUGGUCAAUGCUGGGAACUCCAAAUUGGAAGAAACUGAUCUUGCAGCUGAUAACUAUUUGCUUUUCAAUUUUAAUGACUAUCCGAAUGGGAUGAUGACACUUUUCAAUUUGUUAGUCAUGAACAACUGGCAAGACUGGAUGCAGAGCUACAAGGUACUAACAGGGACAUCUUGGACCCUCAUAUAUUUCAUCAGCUUCUACUUAAUAACUGUUCUACUGCUCUUGAAUUUGGUUGUCGCCUUUGUCUUGGAGGCAUUCUUUACUGAAAUGGAUCUUGAAUCAUCAGAAAACUGCGAGGGACAGGACAAGGAAACAAGGGGCAGGCGGCCUCGUUCGGUCGGCACGAAGACAAGAAGUCAGAGAGUUGAUAUCCUGCUUCAUCAUAUGUUGAGCACAGAGCUUGAUAAAGCAAAAUGCACCAGCCCUCAGCCUUAAUCAUGUAGCAUUGAGUUGCAGGCGUGAUUUUGAAGACCCUGAUUCGAGAUUAACUGGUUACAGCAGGCCACAUUGCAUGAACCAUUUUCAGAUGAACUGGUUCGAACCAUACGUAUGUCGUUCUUUUUGCCACGGUUGCUUUUGCCUGUUUGUGUUGUUGAGUAAAUUUUGUACAGAUGCGAACUUCGAUCCUAUAAUUUGCAACACGAGUUUCCGACUUCCGAUGGAAUGAGUAAAUUUUGUGCACAUUA
This is a messenger RNA of Syzygium oleosum, 2520 nucleotides long. Its product is annotated as two pore calcium channel protein 1A. Gene Ontology annotation, cellular component: plant-type vacuole; vacuolar membrane. Lineage: Eukaryota; Viridiplantae; Streptophyta; Magnoliopsida; Myrtales; Myrtaceae. Bases 56 to 2269 code for a protein of 737 amino acids. The record is from RefSeq and is a predicted model, not a curated record. The transcript has 24 exons. Gene Ontology annotation, biological process: calcium ion transport; transmembrane transport. Gene Ontology annotation, molecular function: calcium ion binding; voltage-gated calcium channel activity.